Molecule: messenger RNA, 2028 nt
Organism: Sporothrix brasiliensis 5110
Lineage: Eukaryota; Fungi; Ascomycota; Sordariomycetes; Ophiostomatales; Ophiostomataceae
Product: c2hc5 finger protein
Exons: 1
Coding region: 1-2028 (675 amino acids)
Biological process (GO): regulation of DNA-templated transcription
Cellular component (GO): nucleus
Molecular function (GO): zinc ion binding
Source: RefSeq, a predicted model, not a curated record
AUGUCCAAAGCCCAGCUCGGCCGGCUCAUUGAGCUGCCGGACGAUGCUCUGCAGCAAGUGCUCGACUAUGCCUCGACGCUGUCCAAGGCUGAGGCUGCCGAGCACUUCUCAAACCUGUUGGGGAGCGACCCUGCUGCCGUCGAGUUCGUCGCGGCCUUCAACGCACGGCGGCACGAUCCUGCGGCGGGCAGCGCAUCGUCUGUCGCAGCAGCGAGCCAUUCCGGUGCGAACACACCCGGAACGAGCAGCCCCGGAGCCAUUGAGCCGGUUCCCAAGCACCACAGACAGAAGAAGAAGAAGGCACCGCUACACACACCACCGCCACGCCAGGUGACGAACCUGGCACCACCGCCAGGCGCGGUGUACAACAAGAAGGACGUUGUGGGCGACUACAUGGGUGGUCGGUCAUCGGGCACCACGACGCCGCUGGCAGUCGCGGCAGCAGGCAUAGCGCGCGGUGCGACGCCAGUAUCUGCGUCAACGACACCACCACCGCAGCCCUCGCCUAAGAAGCAGCCAUCGCCACAGCCACAAGCGUCGGCGCCGUCACAAUCACAAAAACAGCAACGAUCAGGCGCCGGCGGCUCGCUGAUCCAAGACGCACUCGCCCCCAAGACCAAGAAUCGAGCGUCCAACAAGGAUACGUCCUCCACCAAGAUCAACAUUACGGGCGGCACUGCCAUGCACGGUGCCGCAACGGCAUUGUCUGACUUUGACGCCGCCAUCCGCUCGCUUGAGGUGAGCACGAACCCCACGCUGGCCAACAACGGCAGUGGAAACGGCAAGGCCGGCCAGGAUAGCGUUUCCGCUCGCCGCUGCAACUGCGUUGCCACGCGCCACGCGCUGCAAAAGGCCGCACCCAACUGCAUGUCGUGCGGCAAGGUCAUUUGUGUGAAGGAGGGCUUGGGCCCGUGCACGUCGUGCGGCGCGCCGCUGCUGUCGCCGGCGGACGUGCAGGCCAUGAUCAAGGAGCUGCGCGCGGAGCGGGGCCGCGAGAAGAUGGCGGCAGACCGCGAGGCAAACCGGCGCAUCGACGUGAGCUACGGCGGAAAGAACCGCAUGGGUGCGGCCAUGACGCACGCACAGCACGCGUCGGGUCCGCACAUGGUUGCUGGGCAGGCGAAAUGGGGCGGCGACGACAACGGGUUUGUCAGUCUAGCGGAGGCGGCCAAGGCCGCGGAGACGCAGAUGCAGACGGCCGAGGCCAAGGCGCGCGCACACCGCGACAAGUUGCUGGCCUUCCAGGCGCAGAACGCGCAGCGGACGACGGUGCGCGACGAAGCGGCCGAUUUUGAUGUGGGCGACGCCAUGGCGAGCGGCGGCGAUGGCGACACACCGACGUCGCGCAACCUGUGGGCAACACCCGAGGAGCGGGCGCGCGAGCUGCGGCGGCAGCAAAAGCUGCUGCGGGAGAUGGAGUGGAACGCGCGGCCCGAGUACGAGAAGAGGCAGCAGGUGCUGAGCAUCGAUGUGACGGGUCGCAAAGUGUUCCGCAAGGCCGUGGUGAUGGACCGCCCGCCAACGCCAAAGAGCGACGACGACGAUGACAACGUAAACGACGAGUACGGACACGGCGGCAAGGGCGCAGCGAUCCUUACGGAUGCAGACGGCAACAAGGACACGACCGCCAGCAGGCGCACGGCAGGCAGCGGUGCCUUUAGCAGGAACCCAUUGCUCGGCCACCUGAUCAAACCAGUCUACGAUGCCCAGAGCCGUGUAAAGGCAGCAGAGAAGGACAAGACUGAGAAAGAACAUGGAAAGGGCAAGGGCAAGACCAAGGACAAAGAGGCAAGCAAUGGCAAGGGAAAGGCUGAGGCCAAGCAGGAGGAAGCUGCUAGCAGCAGCAAGGAUGCUAGCGAGGCAUCUCCCCUGCCUGGCCGCCGAGACAACCCCAAUGCAGCCAGUCGCUGGCGGCGUGUCCAAGACGACCUCGACAACAAUGAGGCCGUGAUUCUUGACGGUGGUAUCUACGGUGCGGGUGUGCCAAGAUCGACACUGCCUGCCGGAGAAGAGCCCGAGAGUGGUUGA